GGUGCAGUGGCAGUCAGCCCCGCUCGGAGCCUGGUGUUGCAGCGGGGCUUGAAUUUGCACCUCUGAGGAGCGGGGGGAGGAGGAAGAGGCGGGCGAGGAGGGCGAGUACAGCAAGCGGCAGUUGCGGGGACCGUAGCUUCAGCCGCGGCUCCGAGGCAGAGCCCGCUACGCUUUCGGGGGAGCGUCUGGACACGGGAUGGAGUAAAGCCGCGAGUGCCUCUCCUGGGGGGGUAGGAAGGGGUCAGGCGGUGCCGAGGAGAGAGGGAGAGAGAGAGAGAGAAAGAAGAAGCCGCGGCUGGCGCCUGCGAAUUUGGGAUUGAUCGGGAGGGACCGCUUACUCGGGGGAAAUGGAUUCUGUACCAAGGCUGACCAGCGUUUUCACUUUGCUGUUCUCCGGCUUGUGGCAUUUAGGAUUAACAGCGACAAAUUACAACUGUGAUGACCCGUUAGCAUCCCUGCUCUCUCCAAUGGCUUUUUCCAGUUCCUCAGACCUCACGGGUGCUCACAGCCCAGCUCAGCUCAACCGAAGAGUUGGAACUGGCGGUUGGUCUCCAGCAGAUUCCAAUGCUCAACAGUGGCUCCAGAUGGACCUGGGAAACAGAGUAGAGAUUACAGCAGUGGCUACGCAGGGAAGAUACGGAAGCUCUGACUGGGUGACGAGUUACAGCCUGAUGUUCAGUGACACAGGACGCAACUGGAAACAGUACAAGCAAGAAGACAGCAUCUGGACCUUUGCAGGAAACAUGAAUGCUGACAGCGUGAUGCACCACAAGUUACUGCAUUCAGUGAGAGCCCGCUUCGUUCGCUUUGUGCCCCUAGAAUGGAAUCCAAGUGGAAAGAUUGGCAUGAGGGUGGAGGUCUAUGGAUGCUCCUAUAAAUCAGAUGUUGCUGACUUUGAUGGCCGAAGCUCCCUUCUGUAUAGGUUCAAUCAGAAGCUGAUGAGCACUCUCAAAGAUGUGAUCUCUCUGAAGUUCAAGAGCAUGCAAGGAGAUGGGGUUCUAUUCCAUGGAGAAGGUCAACGUGGAGACCACAUCACACUGGAGCUCCAGAAGGGGAGGCUCGCCCUGCACCUCAACUUGGAUGACAGCAAACCUCGGCUCAGCAGCAGCCCACCCUCGGCCACCCUGGGCAGUCUGCUGGAUGACCAGCACUGGCACUCGGUCCUCAUUGAGCGGGUCGGCAAGCAGGUGAACUUCUCUGUGGACAAGCACACACAGCACUUCCGCACCAAGGGCGAGGCAGAUGCCUUAGACAUCGACUAUGAGCUUAGUUUUGGAGGAAUUCCAGUACCAGGCAAACCUGGGACCUUUUUAAAGAAAAACUUCCAUGGAUGUAUUGAAAACCUUUAUUAUAAUGGAGUAAACAUAAUUGACCUGGCUAAAAGACGAAAGCAUCAGAUCUACACUGUGGGCAAUGUCACUUUUUCCUGCUCCGAACCACAAAUUGUUCCCAUCACAUUUGUCAACUCCAGCAGCAGUUAUUUGCUGCUGCCCGGCACCCCCCAAAUUGAUGGGCUCUCAGUGAGUUUCCAGUUUCGAACAUGGAACAAGGAUGGUCUGCUUCUGUCCACAGAGCUGUCUGAGGGCUCGGGGACCCUGCUGCUGAGCCUGGAGGGUGGAACCGUGAGACUCGUGAUUCAGAAAAUGACCGAACGCACAGCUGAAAUCCUCACAGGCAGCAGUUUGAAUGAUGGCUUGUGGCAUUCAGUUAGCAUCAACGCCAGAAGGGACCGCAUCACUCUCUCUCUGGAUAAUGAUGCAGCAUUCCCAGCCCAGGACACCACCCGCUUGCAGAUUUAUUCUGGAAAUAGCUACUACUUUGGAGGGUGCCCUGACAAUCUCACCGAUUCCCAAUGUUUAAAUCCCAUUAAGGCUUUCCAAGGCUGCAUGAGGCUCAUCUUUAUUGAUAACCAGCCCAAGGACCUCAUUUCAGUUCAGCAAGGUUCCCUGGGGAAUUUUAGUGAUUUACACAUUGAUCUGUGUAGCAUCAAAGACAGGUGUUUGCCAAACUACUGUGAACAUAGAGGAAGCUGCUCCCAGUCCUGGACUACCUUCUACUGUAACUGCAGUAACACGGGCUACACUGGUGCCACCUGCCAUAACUCCCUCUACGAGCAAUCCUGCGAGGUGUACAGGCACCAAGGGAACACAGCUGGUUUCUUCUACAUUGACUCUGAUGGCAGCGGGCCACUGGGACCCCUCCAAGUGUAUUGCAACAUCACAGAGGACAAGAUUUGGACAUCAGUUCAGCACAAUAACACAGAGCUGACCCGUGUGAAGGGUGCGGAUCCUGAGAAGCCCUAUACCAUGGCCUUAGAUUAUGGUGGCAGCAUGGAGCAGCUGGAAGCCAUGAUUGAUGGUUCAGAGCACUGUGAGCAGGAGGUAGCCUACCACUGCAGAAGGUCCCGCCUGCUCAACACGCCAGAUGGAACACCAUUUACCUGGUGGAUUGGGCGGUCCAAUGAAAGGCAUCCUUACUGGGGAGGUGCCCCGCCUGGGGUUCAGCAGUGUGAAUGUGGCCUGGAUGAGAGUUGCCUGGACAUUCAACACUUCUGCAAUUGUGAUGCUGACAAGGAUGAAUGGACAAAUGAUACUGGCUUUCUUUCCUUCAAAGACCACUUGCCUGUCACUCAGAUAGUUAUCACUGAUACCAACAGAUCAAACUCAGAAGCUGCUUGGAGAAUUGGUCCCUUGCGUUGCUAUGGAGACCGGUACUUCUGGAAUGCGGUAUCAUUUUAUACAGAAGCCUCUUACCUCCACUUUCCUACCUUCCAUGCGGAGUUCAGUGCUGAUAUUUCCUUCUUUUUUAAAACCACGGCUCUAUCGGGAGUUUUCCUAGAAAACCUUGGCAUGAAAGACUUCAUCCGACUUGAAAUUAGCUCUCCAUCUGAGAUCACUUUUGCCAUUGAUGUCGGGAAUGGCCCUGUAGAGCUCAUAGUUCACUCUCCUUCUCUUCUGAAUGACAACCAAUGGCAUUACGUCCGGGCUGAGAGGAACCUCAAGGAGACUUCACUCCAGGUGGACAGCCUCCCAAGGAUGACCAGGGAGACUUCGGAGGAAGGCCAUUUCCGAUUGCAGCUGAACAGCCAGUUGUUUGUAGGGGGAACAUCAUCAAGACAGAAAGGCUUUCUAGGAUGCAUACGCUCCCUACACUUGAAUGGGCAGAAAUUGGACCUGGAAGAGAGGGCAAAAGUCACAUCUGGAGUCCGGCCUGGAUGCCCAGGUCAUUGCAGCACUUAUGGUAGCAUCUGCCACAAUGGGGGCAAGUGUGUGGAGAAGUACAGUGGGUACUUCUGUGAUUGCACCAAUUCACCAUAUGAAGGACCCUUUUGCAAAAAAGAGGUUUCUGCUGUUUUUGAGGCUGGCACUUCAAUUACUUAUAUGUUUCAAGAACCCUACCCAGUGACCAAAAAUAUAAGCCUCUCAUCCUCAGCGAUUUAUGCAGAUGCAACUCCAUCCAAGGAAAAUAUUGCAUUUAGCUUUGUGACAGCCCAGGCGCCCAGCCUCUUGCUCUACAUCAAUUCUUCUUCUCAGGAUUACCUGGCUGUCCUGCUCUGCAAGAAUGGAAGCUUACAGGUUCACUAUCAGCUAAGCAAGGAAGAAACCCAGGUUUUCAAUAUUGAUGCAGAGAACUUUGCCAACAGAAGGAUGCACCACUUAAACAUUGACCGGGAGGGAAGAGAGCUUACCAUUCAGGUGGAUCAGCAACUGCGACUCAGUUACAACUUCUCCCCAGAAGUCGAAUUCAGGGCCAUACGGUCACUCACCUUGGGCAAAGUCAAAGAGCAUCUUGGAUUGGAUUCUGAAGUUGCCAAAGCCAACACCCUGGGUUUUGUUGGAUGCUUGUCUUCAGUCCAGUAUAACCAGGUUGCACCCCUGAAGGCAGCCCUACGUCAUGCCACCAUUGCACCUGUGACUGUCCAUGGGACCCUGACAGAAUCAAGCUGUGGCUCCAUAAUGGAUGUGGAUGUGAAUGCAGUGACCACAGUGCACUCUUCACCAGAUCCCUUUGGGAAGACGGAUGAGCGAGAACCACUCACUAAUGCCGUUCGAAGUGACUCGGCCGUCAUUGGAGGAGUAAUAGCGGUGGUGAUAUUCAUCAUCUUCUCUAUCAUCGGCAUCAUGACCCGGUUCCUUUACCAGCAUAAGCAGUCACACCGCACUAACCAGAUGAAGAAGGAAUACCCAGAAAAUUUGGACAGUUCCUUUAGAAAUGACAUUGACUUGCAAAACACAGUGAGCGAGUGUAAACGGGAAUAUUUCAUCUGAGAAACUGCAGGGUCACCUAAUAUUCUCUUUCGGGUUGUUAAAUUUUUCUCCUAUCUUUUAAUUUUGGUCAUUCUCCUUUUCCUAUCUGUUUGCCAAUUAUUUUUGGCACAUACCUGUAUCAACCACAGCAUCUAUCCCCUUGAUCCAGCCCGGAAGACCAGGCAGCUAUGGCCACUGCCUUCCUUUCUGACAAACUUAUUGUGGUGAUAAUGAUCACUUAAGAGACUGACUUUACUCCUCUAGACAAAGAAGAGACACAUGUGUGCACAUGUGCAUAUUUAGUUCUGUGUUUCCAGUUUCUAAGUAAGAUGCACUUUUUAGUUCCACAGCCAUUCUGUCUUGCAUUAAACCUCGGGCUUACUUUGAACCUGAGCUCUGUGAUUUAGGCGUAUGACACUCAUCCUUGACAUCCUCCUUCAUCUCAAGUUCAUUCCUACCAGGGAACUCAGGGUAAAGAAAGAAGAUGCUAAAGGCCUGGUUCGCUUCAGUGGCACUUUCAAAGGAAUAAGAGAAGUUUGUUUUGUGUUGAUUUUCCUUACCAUCGGAUGCCCAUUGCCCUAACUCAUCACCCUUUUUCACUUUGACUCUUAUCCCCUGAGUAUUUCAAAUAUACAAUCCCUGAUAGUAGUGAGCUAUUCCUUUGCUCCUUUCUUACCACUCUCUCCUGGGGCUGACACUUUAGAACAGCACACAAUAGCAUAAACCUAGGGGAAGCAUGGAAAAUAGUAGCUUGAAACUAGGAGGUAAAAAAGAAAGCUGCUAGGAAGUAGAUGUUCUAUAACUUCAAAAAUGCCUCUUCCAAAUUUUUAAGAAAUGUUAGCUAGGUUAUUCCUGGGAUUAUUAUACUGAGGUAUAUAUAUACUGCAGCACAAAGAAAUUCUAAUAAAAGUCUAAAAUAGUACCUAGUUCCAUGAAAGAGCUUAAACCAUCUUAACUGAGCUUUAAAAACAAACAAAAACAAAAUAAUAAUUUUUAAAAAACUGCAUGAAAGAAGAGAAAUACCAAGCAGGAUUCUUUCCUUCCAUCCAUUCACCAAAGAUCUUGUGAAUAAAGUGAAUGCAGAUUUCAUGUUUUAAGGCAGACACAAUGACCCUCCUCUGUCCAUGGAGCCAUUCUCUGUGACAUUCUGGGUACACUGAUUGAUGGGGCAUUGUGGUUUGUCUAGCGAACCCUCACUGCUUAGUUUCAGAGGAGACCAUAGGUUCUACAGUACAUCACAUUUUCAAGUCAUCUACACCCUAUGUAUAUAAUGGCCCCCACACACAUCUUUUUGUAGGCAUAGACUGCAAGAUAAGAUGAUAGUAAGUUUCAGGGUCUUUGCCCCUCUUGAUAACUAAGCUUCAAAGAAACACAGUCAUUCCUUCAAGAAGGCAUCUCGAACUUAUCCACGAGGUGGUGGUAAGAAUCCUGAUCAUUUUUUGCUAUGGCAAUAGGUCUAACUUUUUGCCUCUGGGCCAUCUUGGAGAAAAAGAGAAGGGGAAAAUAAUAUCAAUCCUCCAGAAUGCUGGGAAUGCCAAUAUAAUGAUCCACAGAUGUGGAAAGUACUUGCCGAUUCUCUUUACAAGACAGAUUCGGUUUGGGAAACAAUUAGCACAUCGCAGUUUGCCAGUCUUGACAGUUAGCAGACAUUCCAUCUUGUCCAUAGAGCAUCUAUCGCCUCUGAUUAUUUAACAUUUCCCUGUGUGGCCAGGCUCCCAAUGAGGAACUCAUUAGCUCCAUCUCAUUUCAAAUCCAUUUCAGGCUUUUCUUUCAGUGUCUGAGCACAUGGGUAAGGAUUCAGCUUGUAAUCAUAUUUCUCAACUUUAUGAUGUUGUUCUAAGUAUAUAUUCUCUUCUUAAAACUUUCUGUGGAUUCUUAAUCACUUCAUUAUAUCAUUUUUCUAGUAAAUUUAUUUAAAGUGAUUCCAACAUGGGCAUCUUUUUUUUUUCCCUUCCAGCUUUUUUAAUAAGAUGAAUGAUCCACUAAUAAGAGGAACUAUCUUUAAAUAUUGUUUUAUCCUGUCCUAUCCACCCCUAUUUCCAAUUUUCACUUUUGAAUUUUCUAUUUCCAUAAAAAGGCUGUAUAAAUCAGGCUUUUGCUUGGGUACAGAGUCCUUUGUCCCCUGAAAUAAAAAAAAUCACCAUGAAGUGCAGUGAUUUUAGCCUGAAGCAUCUCCAAUAAUGAAUUGGAAAGGCAAAGGAAGGUGUGAGUAAUAAAACUGGAACCCCUCAUUAUUCAAGCCUCUGAAAAGUGAGGACUAUAUUUUGCUGACAUAGUGCUGACAGAAGAAAUGGAGAACUAGCAAAGGCCGACUCAGAGUAUUUGCUUUCCCCAUCUACUUAUAUAUGCUCAUAGGUAGUUCUGUAGGGUGAAGACUCUGUGAAGCUCUAUCCUUGCCACAUCUGCACUGCAGAAUCCACCAGCUCGCCUCCCCGCGUAUGUAGACGAUGUAUACAUACACACAAUGACAUCACAGACCCAGAAACCGAUGCCAAGACAGUGCAAUCAGCACAUCACUCUUACAAGUAGAGUCUCAGGGCUAAAGCAGAAUUACAUUUACAGGGUUGGAUUAUUUCAUAACCCCAGAACACUAACUUUCAUUAGAUGUAUAUGGAAACAAGCAAGCUGCUCCCUCCAAAGCAAAACACAAUUUUCACUCAAUAAUAAGUGCUAACUCUGCCUGUCUUUCCUCAGUGGUACCAAAUCCAUGUAGUUUUGUGCAAUUGUUCAAUUGUGUGAGUGUUUGGAUCUUUGAGCGAUUAUAAUCUAAAACAAAUAGUCGUUGAAAACAUUCUAACCCCUCCUUAACCACUGGGUAAGAGUAGUCAAGGUUCCUGACAUGCUCUGCCAUCUGGACCACCAUAGUCCUCCACUGUAACCCUCAGUCAUUGGUAACUGCUGAUUACAAACAGAUUUUAUGGAGUGUGGUCACUUUACAGCAAAACCAAAAGCACUGUGCAAUUUCACAUUCUAAGGGGAAUAUUUUAUUGAUACAAUUCCCACCAAACAAGCCUUUCUUUUUAUGUGAACAACAGGACAUUUGCUUACCCUAAAAUAUAUUUAGCACCCACUGCAUCACUCAUUGUGCAUAUAGGUUCGACUGCCAUGGUCUCUAUGAGAAUUCAUCUAGAGAAUUAGACAUUUGUCACUUCUCUAGAUAUAUAUUUAUGGAUAGCUUAGCCUCUUCUAUUCACUCUCAACUUCAUAUGGGAGAUUUUAGUUUAUUUAUUCAUAUGGGACUGAUUUUUUUUUAAAGUUUCUAUGCCCUUUAGUAAUAACAGAGAAGAUACUAACCUGACUUCCACCCUCUAUUAGCCCCAUGCCCACCACAAGGUAGCAGGAGCAGGAUUGGAACAAAAGAAAUAGAUUGUUCCCUUUCUUAAUUCAUCAUGAAGUAUUUACUGAUGCUCAGUACACCAAGGGUUGCAAUAGACAUGGGCUAUACAAAUAUAAAUUAUACCUUGUUCUUGCCCUUGGAGGAGCUUAAAGUCUAUCAGGGCAGGUAUAUAUUAUUGUAAUAGGGGUACACAAAAAGUGUUAUAAAAUGUAGAGCAAAGGUCCUGCACAAUCAUUUUUGCAAAGCCUUAGCUAGAGACUUAAACAGAUAAAUUUAUGGAAAAUAUUCAUAACGUUUUCUUGUAUAUUCCACCUUCAAUAAACUGCUUUGUUUCUCUUCCUCAAAGCAAAUAUCUAUCUAUCCAGAUAUUAUUUUCUGUAGAGGGAGAUGGAUUAACUCUUUAGGAACAGCAAGAAAAGAUGAUCCUUGUCUGUAAAGUACCUUGGAAGAAGCCCAAUUCUCUCCAUUCUUUCUUCAUUUCAGGUUGGGGGAUUCUGAAAACCCUCCUUCCCAUCAGUCAGUCCUGACAGUGAUGGCUUGGGGACUCUCCAUGGGGUAGGGACAGCAAUCUCUACUUCCACUCCCUGCCUCCUCUUUGUUCUGUUCUUUCAAAGCCAUGUGUUUAUGACCUCUUGCAUCUCAUUUGCUCUUCCGAAUGUCCCUUAAGAUUUCUGCCAUCCUUCCACCCCUCCUAAAACCCUUCUUUGUCCCCACAAACCAUUUGACUCUAUUUAGAAUGAUCUCUGAAAACCAGAUGAAGUAUCUUCAAGUAAAUAACUGACUAAAAGUUGUUGUCCAUCUAAGUGAGGUCUCACCUCCGUGCCUUGGGUGAGUUUUGCCAGUCCUGAAAGUCACACCUGUAUCUUCUCUGCAGGAAGCUCAUUCACUUAGAGGAGCCACACUGGGAGGCUAAAAUAGAGUGUCUUCUCCAAGAUAUUCAAGGAAAUAGAAAUCAGGCUGUUGAAAUCUUUCUUAUAAAAAGCCUUGACAGUUUGUCCACGAACGCCCUGGCUUCCUUUGAAUUCCCCCAUAGCUGCAAUCCAUCAAAUCCACAUUGUAACACCAGCCUGCCAAGGGGAAUUUGAGACAGUGUGUAGCUCUGCUACUCAUUUUUUUUUUUAACCUAAAGGUUUUGACAUACUUAGGUUUCAUUUAUCCUACAGGUCACAAGUGGACGUAGUAAGUAAAGAGGUUUCCUUGUUCCUGCAGAUGUAAAAGUGGUUAAUGGAAGAAGGUGUAAGCAAACUCCAAACUUUCAGAAUACAUGGAGGAUAACUGAGUGCUAUUUCAUGUCUCUCAUGCAGUUUGAAAACGUUUUCUUUAAAAGACACAUAGUGUAAUUGAAUUUCUUUCACAUACUGUUCUCGGUUCUUUCUCAAUCUGUCCUCCCUUCCCCUCACCCAUUCCCUUACUUGGUGAACAUCUAGUUUGUAGAUUUGGGUGUCCCCAGUUUUCAUCUCUGCUCCCACAAAUCCUGAAUAGUUGAACCCCUUAAAGGGAAAAACAGUGUAAACAGACACACAAAGACUUUGUAAAAUAGGGCUGUCAGUCAAGCUUUCUCCAGGACAUCCUAUAUACACAUCUGUUUAGUAGGGAUAGACAAAUUUCCUUUUGACUUGGCAGUUAUUUGAAACCUUCAUAUAAGGUUUUAAUAUUGAACUCUUGCUAUGUUUGAGUGAUUUUUCUCUUAUUUUGCAUUAAGGUACUCUGAGGAAGAACAGAAAAGCACAUUUUUUUUUUAGUGAAAUAUUGUACUUUGUAAGCUAGUUGUCUGUCUUUUGUAAUGUUUAUAGACUACAAGUGGCUGAACAGACAUGAACGAGGAUGAAGGCAAAAGCUGGUGUUGGUGUUUUGACCACACCUGCCGAGAACAGGUUGAGGAGGAAGAGGGAAUCUGUGGCAACAAUCAGUGACUGCCUCAGGUGUGGAGGGUCAUUGCUCCCACCAUGGAUCAGUGGCAGCAGCUCUUCCCACUUUCUUGGCUCCUUAUUCAGGAGUCCCUUCAAUACAUUUGGAUCAUUGUCUUACACAUUAGGGAAAGAGGCAAUAUCAUGGGGUAUGCAUGAAGAAUUCAUUACCUACCUUUGCAUGACAUUUUAUUGACCCUUCCCAGCCCUACUCCAACCACAUCUUUUUCUUUUUCACUAUUUUUAUUUCAUCCAGAUUUUCUCAGGAUGCUUUAGUUGCUAUCACCACAGUGAUCUACCCUGCCCAGGUUGAAUACCCAGAAACAAUUUUAAGGAAAAGAAAAUGUCAAAAAACUCUUUAGAUCCACUAUCUCGAAUCAAAACUCCCAUGUGUGGAAGGCUUGAGGUCCUGAAAUCAGUCUAGUGGUCCUUCUUUCCCCUUCAUUGGUCCUGCCAUAGGCAUGACACAUUAUAAAAAGAUAUGAUACUCUCCAUCCCUAACAGUGAAUACUGUCAGGGACCCACCAUCUAACACUAUUUGGGAACACUGGCUUUCUCAAUCAUUCCCAGUGACACAGGGAAAAUUUUUCAAAAUACCAGGAUAAAAUUGGGAGAGCAGUACUAGACCAUGACCAAAGGCGAAUCUAAGUGUUUCAGUAAUUAAAUCCUGGUAUUUUCAUUUGCAUCAUGUUCUUGCAUGCCUCAGAUGCCAGCAGUAGCCUCAGAGGAUAUGAACAAGGUUCUGGGCAUGCAAGAGGAGCAUUGUAUUUCCCUGCAGACUCAUUGGAAGGCCCAUAAGUAGAAACUUUCAGUGAAACGUUAAGGGAUAAUAUUAACAGGCAUCUGCCUAGUCAUAUUUGUCCAUUAUAGUCAACCCCACCCUGAAGGUUUUACAUGAAAUAUUAACUAGUCUCUUCUUUUUGAAUGGCAGUGUCAACUUGUAUAACCUUGCCCUGCCUUAAAUACUCAUGCAAAAAAUAUCAAACCUUGCUUUAAAGCAGGAUAGUUAUAUAGUGUAAUAGGGACUUUCCAAUUAGUGAGGUCCAACACCAAGACUUUUCUCCUUCUGAAGCUGGUAGUUUACAGGCCUCCUGAUACCCUGUGCUGUCUUAGGCUGUCACUUCCCUCAGUCAACUGGAAGAGGCGAAAAGGGUGCAGGUUGUCAUUGGGAAUACAAGUGCAGGCUAAGGGCAAACCAAGAGUCUGCCUCCAGGAUUUAAUAGGUAAGGAGUCAGCAAACAUUUUCUGUUAAAAGCCUGGAUGUUCUAUACUUUAGUCUUUGCAAACCAGAUAGUCUUGGUUGCAAAUACUUACUUCUGCUCUUGUAGCAGGAAGUGGGCCAUACAUGGACAAAGAGGCAUGGCUGUGUUCCAAUAAAACUUUAUUUAAAAAAACAGGCAAUAGGUCAGAUUUGGCCCAUGGACUAUGACAGAGCAUUACCAUGCCCAUUUCAGUUGGAAGAUCAGUCUCUCUCUGGCAUGGAGUGGCCCUCUUUUUUGAGGAAUUAGAAGGAGUGGGCAGAUUAUUUUUAACAAAUAAACAAUAAAAUGCAAAAUAACCUCUCCCCCUGAAAACUAUGUGUCAGAAUUUUUGUUAUGGCAAAAGCACAAAACAGGUCACCCACUUUUGUAGAUGUGCUAGAGUCUAACUUUUCCUUUGGACCUUUUUUGUUCUUAAGACAGAAUCCCCAGUGAUGUUGCCUCAUUCCAAGUCAGUUUUGUAGACCACAUAACAUGUCUUAAUACACUGUAUGGGGAAAAAUAAAAGUUAGCCUUAGAUUUAUUUGUUUUCUAUGGUUACUGUUGUACAGAAGAAAGACUUAAACUGUAAAUAAUGUAUAUUUAAUAAAGAGAGAAUUUUGUAUGAUUUUGU
This is a messenger RNA of Mirounga angustirostris (Northern elephant seal), 11363 nucleotides long. It is a transcript of the gene CNTNAP5, whose product is annotated as contactin associated protein family member 5. The transcript has 24 exons. NCBI's taxonomy places the organism in Eukaryota, Metazoa, Chordata, Mammalia, Carnivora, Phocidae. Bases 348 to 4268 code for a protein of 1306 amino acids. The record is from RefSeq and is a predicted model, not a curated record.